CUCCCACAGCACUGCACAUUUGUCCUGUUGUUGAGAGGAAACGAAAGCUGCCUGAGCCCCAACAGACCCGUCUGGAGACUGGGCACUGGCGUGGAGCCCGAUGGCAGCGAUAGGGGCUCUGCUGAGGGGAAGACAUGUCGUUGUCUGUUUGGUUCUGGUCACAUCGCUGCUCACCUGCUGCGUCAGGUGCGACAAACCCAGUAACGUCGUACUCAUUUUAGCCGAUGAUCAGGAUGUCACGCUCGGUGGAAUGAACCCUAUGAGCCAAACAAAAACUCUAAUUGGAGAAGCUGGAGCAACAUUUAUCAAUUCUUUUACAGUGACACCACUGUGCUGUCCCAGUCGUAGCAGUAUAUUGACCGGGCAGUACCCUCACAACCACGCGGUGAGGAAUAAUUCUCUGUCUGGAAACUGCUCCAGUGUGCUCUGGCAAAAAGGCCCAGAGUCUAUGACUUUCCCCUUCUACCUCAACAAACAGAAGUACCAGACCUUCUUUGCUGGAAAGUACCUCAACCAGUAUGGACGAAAAGAAGUGGGAGAUGUUGCCCAUGUUCCUCCUGGUUGGGAUCAGUGGCAUGCAUUGGUUGGAAACUCCCAGUAUUACAACUACACUCUGUCUGUCAACGGCAAAGAAGAAAUUCAUGGUGACAGCUAUGAAAAGGACUAUCUCACUGAUCUCAUUACAAACCGAUCGUUGAGCUUUCUAGACAAUAGGAGUCCUCAACACCCAUUUUUCUUGAUGCUGUCCCCCCCUGCGCCCCAUUCUCCCUGGACAGCAGCUCCACAACACCAGAAUAAGUUUGUCGAUAUCAAAGCACCUCGGGAUGGCAGUUUUGACAAACUAGGAAAAGAUAAGCAUUGGCUUCUGCGUCAGGCCAGCAACCCAAUGUCAAAUAGUUCACUCAACUACUUGGAUAAUGCAUAUAGGAAGAGGUGGCAGACAUUAUUAUCUGUGGAUGACAUGGUGGCUGCAAUAGUAAAAAAACUGAAGGAUAUACAAGAGCUGAACAACACAUACAUUUUCUACACAUCAGACAAUGGUUAUCACACAGGUCAGUUCUCACUACCGAUCGACAAAAGACAGCUGUAUGAGUUUGACAUUAGGAUUCCACUUCUAGUUCGAGGUCCAGGCAUCAAACCAAACAUUACAGUGAAGGCUCCUGUAUUGAACAUUGAUCUGGCACCCACUAUACUGGACAUCUCAGGAGUGAACCUGUCAGCUGUCAAUGUGGAUGGUCAAUCAUUCCUCUCCCAAAUGGCGCCAUCAUUGCGUAAUGGGACAACUCGGCCAUUUUUCCUUGUGGAAUAUACAGGAGAGGGGCAUCCAAUUUCAGAUCCAGCUUGUCCCAAACUGGGACCUGGACUGUCACAAUGUUUUCCCAACUGUGUAUGUGAGGAUGCCUACAACAAUACAUAUGCCUGUGUACGGUCCCUCAGUUCAGACCAGGAUCUCCAAUACUGUGAAUUUGCAGACAGUGAAUCAUUUGUAGAGGUGUACAACCUAACAUCGGAUCCUAACCAACUGGAAAAUAUUUUCAAGAAAAUGGACCCAACUGUUCUCCAGACCAUGAAUCAGCGACUGAUUAAGCUUCAAUCAUGUGUAAGCAAUGGCUGCAGAGACUAUGAAAACAUGAAAUUAAUAUGAGGUAGGACCAACCACAGCUGUCAAUUUACAGACUUCUGAUACGCUUUUAUACAUCUGAGCAAUGCCCAUUUUUUGGGCCUUAUUCCUUUGUUUUUAGUUUGGGUAUAAUAUUGUCAAAAUCUUACACAUUCAGUUGUUUUAAACUAAAAGAAAAAAAAAAUAACAAAAAACGCACAACUAUACAUAUGUACGAAGAUAUGCAGAGAAUUGCUGUCAACAGAAAACACUGAUUCAUGACUUUCUAAAAUUAUUGUUCUUUUACUAGAGAAAAACAGAUGUAUUUUCUUGAAUGGAUGUGUUGAUUUUAAUAUUUUAAUGCACUAGAUUUUAGAUAUUUUUACUUUUUUGCUUGUCUCAAGACUACCAAUGUGAUCAUAAAAUUAUUUUUCAACUGUGAGUUUAUAUAAAGGGAAGUGUUCACUUUAAGUGCCUUGUAUUUGCACUGACAAGGUCCACGUGCCUUAAAUGUGAAUGUAUUUGCACUGUGAUUAAAAUGAUUAAAUAAAUUAGACUUUAUAUGAA
Molecule: messenger RNA, 2167 nt
Organism: Boleophthalmus pectinirostris (great blue-spotted mudskipper)
Lineage: Eukaryota; Metazoa; Chordata; Actinopteri; Gobiiformes; Gobiidae
Gene: gnsb
Product: glucosamine (N-acetyl)-6-sulfatase (Sanfilippo disease IIID), b
Exons: 13
Coding region: 101-1645 (514 amino acids)
Biological process (GO): glycosaminoglycan metabolic process
Molecular function (GO): N-acetylglucosamine-6-sulfatase activity; glycosaminoglycan binding
Source: RefSeq, a predicted model, not a curated record